ACAACAACUAUGAAACACAUAUUUUAUGGAAAGCCUCCAAAUGAAGAGCCUACAAAUCUGGAAGAUGCACGCCCGGCAUUCUCAGACAAUAUCAGCCAGCCGACUACUACACCUGCAUCGCAUGGUCCACCUCCUCUUGCAUCAUAUGACAAGAGGCCUCACUCUCAAGGGAAAAACCACCAAACGUCGCCGGAUGAUGCUUCCUACACUUCAAACAGCCAAUCGACAGCCAUCCAGUCCUCGUUGUCUCAGGGACACCAGCGCCCACCCCUUUCAUCUCGCAAGCCUCCCAUGACUUACCAACCUCGCAGGCCUGCAAAUGCAUUUGCAUAUGCAUCUAGUCCCACGCACAUUAUUCAGCAUGGUAUAGCUGAGCAAAUGCCAAGUGCUCGAUAUUCCAGUGUUCCAAAGAUUCCCACGUGGAGAGAGCACCAAGCUGAGGAGGAUUCUGAAUCAUCGGCAGAAUAUACCUCUGAAGAGGAGCUGCUGCGGUCUCAUCCUAAGGGACAAGCUAUCAAGCAUGCACGACCGCCGCUAAGAAAGGCAUUUACACCUACUGCAAUCAAUGAUGCACGCAAUGCGCAGCUCCAUUCUAGCGCCCAACCGAAAUCCGAUCGCCAGAGAGCACGAGAAACACGAGCAACUACCAACACUGCGAUCAGUCAAGUUGCGCAGGAACAGCCAGAGGUUACACCAACAAGAAAAGAAAGUGGGGAUUCUGUCAGAAGCGGAUCCAGUAUAUCUCUAACCAACUACGAUGGGAGCAACGUCUCAGGUCGGGCUGUCUUCACUGGACCAGAUCAAUGGGACGGUCUGAAAGAGCAUAUAGAAACCCUUCAUCGUGACAACACGUUGCCAGUCAAUGCCGAAAACUCCUCGUCCCCAAAAGAGAACAGUCCGCUCGAAAACAGAUUUUCUUCCAUACCGAGAGACACAGAGAACGGGAUUGACGAACUUGGUUAUUCCGCAGCAACAGACGUCUAUGCAGAUGGAAUAGACCAGAAUAUACUCGAUCAAAAAGAGAUCACAGAGCAGAGACUUCCACCCAGGACAUCUUCAUAUACUCAUACUUCUCAAGCUAAGAGUCCCGAUGCUCCCUACCACAUUCCCCCGUCCAGAGCGGAGAUUGUGGUAGGAAAUCCCAAGACGCAACGCCGAUCGUCGUACCAGCAACACUACGAAUCUGGUUCCAGAGGAAUUCAAUCCAAUCCAAUGAUAACUUUCGAUGCCUCCAAUGAUCCAAAGGCUGAGCGUAAAUCACGUUCCAAGACGGUAAAAAUCUACCAUGACGACAAAUAUGAUAGAGAAAUUGAUCGUAGUCUACCUGACCGAAGCUCAAUGACACACCGAGAGGAUCCGCAACUUGAGUUUGAACCAAGACGCCGAAACUGGGAGCCAACGCGAUAUCGCCAAGAACGUCGAAAGAGGCAUCACGAGCAAUACGAUGAAGAGUUUGAGCCCCGUUCGGUCCAGGAAUACUUUGAGAACCACAUUCCUGAUGGCAGGCCAUACAGUAGAACCCCAAUAAUAUAUCAUGGCGACGGACGAAAAAAAGAAUUUGAGUUUCAGGAAUCCACUGGGAGUCAAGAUUUUGAGAACAUGCAAUAUUCGGGUCCAUCAAAGAUAUAUCGCAGUGGCGAUAAAUAUAGAGGUGCCGAGUAUAUGUGCAACUCUUUGGGGUGCAGCCUUCGAACCGUAGUAUGGCCAAACCUAAAUGAUUUCAAGCAUCAUCUCAUCCGGAGGCACAAGAAUGAGGACCAUAGUGAUUAUAUCAGAAGGCUAGUCUAUAGAAAUCAUUGUAGGGUCAGGCGCUAAGUCAUUGC
Periconia digitata is the source of this 1823-nucleotide messenger RNA. Lineage: Eukaryota; Fungi; Ascomycota; Dothideomycetes; Pleosporales; Periconiaceae. The record is from the annotation of a GenBank genome assembly.